AAUCCUUGGACAAAUUAAACUAGAAUGUGUGUUUCCUCUGAUGACCCAGUCCAGGGCAAUCAUGCGUUCAAGUGCAUGCACGUCCCAGGCUCUACUGUAUAGGUCGUGAACCCAGACAGCUAGAGGCAGGGGGCCAGCUCCUCAGCAGGGAGUCACAGGACUUGCUAUCUUGGAGAAGGAAAAGGGUGGGUACUGGGCUUAAUGAAGGGCGUACGAGCAUCACACAAAGCAGGGGUGGGAUAAGUAGGAGGCAGCAGUCCACACUCUAGAAAGAACUUGAAUUCUGGCACGCAAUGGACGAUUCAGAAACAAACGUUAAAGGUGCCUUUCUGAGAGAAGCGGGUGGACAACCAAGGAAAUGCCAGUGCCUCAGUCUUUGGGAAGCAUUAGAAGGCUAAAAGAGGAGGAGAUCUCUUAAAAGAGUCGAGAAGAUGUCAAUCCAGGCUCCUGGACCCUGCCCCCCCCAAGGAGGGGCCGGACAGCAUAAAAGAUACUCGCUCGCCGCUCCAGAGGUCAGUACCUUGAGCCUAACACGUCGAUUAUAUCAUGUUGAAGAUGAACGGGUGGCAGCGACAGAGCCAAAAUAACAACCGGAACCUGAGGAGAGAGUGCUCCCGAAGGAAGUGCGUCUUCAUACACCACCACACCUGAAAGCAGAACCUGGUCCAACUGCAGUCAUGGCGGCGGAGUCCUUGCCUUUCACCUUUGAGCCGGUGUCCAGCUGGGAGCUGGAAGCCUGGUAUGAGGAUCUGCAGGAGGUCCUGACCUCAGAUGAAAUUAGGGGCACCUAUAUCUCAUCCCCAGGAAACGAAGAGGGAGGAUCAAAAGCCUUUACUGCUCCUGACCCUGCGGCCCUGGCCUGGCUGACCGAGGAGCCAGGGCCAGCAGAGGUCACAAGCACCUCCCAAAGUCCUCGCUCUCCAGAUUCCAGUCAGAGUUCUAUGGCUCAGGAGGAAGAGGAAGAAGAGCAAGGCAGAACUAGGAAACGGAAACAGAGUGGUCAAUGCCCAGCUCGGGCUGGGAAGCAGCGCAUGAAGGAGAAGGAGCAAGAGAACGAGAGGAAAGUGGCACAGCUGGCUGAAGAGAAUGAACGGCUCAAGCAGGAAAUAGAACGCCUGACCAGGGAGGUGGAGACCACACGGCGGGCUCUGAUCCACCGCAUGGUCAGUCUGCACCAAGCAUGAACAGUUGGCGUCACCUCCUGUCUGUCUCUCUGGGAGUGUACCCAACACUAUCUCGCCAGUGCCAUGCAUGUGACCCUCCACUGCAGUGCUGAGGAGGGGAACUGAGGGCAGACAGAGGAGAGGGUCUCGGCCUGUACAUAUACACUGCAGUGCUGAGGAGGGGAACUGAGGGCAGACAGAGGAGAGGGUCUCAGCCUGUACAUACACACUGUACAUUCUUUAUUACUGUCCAUAGCCAGUAAAGUGACUUUGUGUGAA
Molecule: messenger RNA, 1442 nt
Organism: Mastomys coucha (southern multimammate mouse)
Lineage: Eukaryota; Metazoa; Chordata; Mammalia; Rodentia; Muridae
Gene: Ddit3
Product: DNA damage inducible transcript 3
Exons: 5
Coding region: 678-1184 (168 amino acids)
Biological process (GO): positive regulation of intrinsic apoptotic signaling pathway; ER overload response; negative regulation of transcription by RNA polymerase II
Cellular component (GO): CHOP-ATF4 complex; CHOP-C/EBP complex; cytoplasm
Molecular function (GO): protein heterodimerization activity; RNA polymerase II cis-regulatory region sequence-specific DNA binding; transcription factor binding
Source: RefSeq, a predicted model, not a curated record